This is a messenger RNA of Hirsutella rhossiliensis, 1488 nucleotides long. RefSeq names its product helix-loop-helix DNA-binding domain-containing protein. The record is from RefSeq and is a predicted model, not a curated record. Gene Ontology annotation, molecular function: protein dimerization activity. The transcript has 4 exons. Lineage: Eukaryota; Fungi; Ascomycota; Sordariomycetes; Hypocreales; Ophiocordycipitaceae. Bases 1 to 1488 code for a protein of 495 amino acids.
AUGGAAGACAAUGCUGGCUGCACGCAGCAAUCAGCGGCAGCUAUGGACCAGUCGCCAUCCAUGGUCUCCCCCGCCUUGACUUCCCAUCAGCCCUCGGUCCACCAGCAGCAUGUCACCGCCACGAGUGCAUCAACUCCUGCCUCUAGUUCUCGUAUGAGCACCACCUUCGAGUUCUCGUCUGCCCCUUCGGACGAUUCUAUGCCUUCCUUCGACCCCACCAUUGCCGCCUUCACCGACAUGUCUUUUACCCAACCCUCGGUGCCCUCGACAAGUCUCCAAGACAGGGGCUCCUUUACCCCCGUGUCGCGGCAGCCCCAGUGCUUUCGCAGGGCAGACCUCGGCUCGCACGAUAAAAAGCGCAUCAAGGUCGACCCCGAAACCCCGGCUCUCGACUCCAUCGACUACUGGAUCCGAUUCGACGACGACUUCGACAAGAUGGGCAGCUUCGAAAUCGACUACUCCAAGCGAAACGACCCCACGGGCCAGAAUGGGCCAGGCACGGCAACCAGUACGAUGCCCGGCUUGGGCAGCGGCCUUUACUCGACGGCCAUGGCCCCUUUCAGAGAAGAGGACUUUAUCGACGAUGCCGCCUUUGACGAGCAGGUUCUCUCCGACGAUGAAGACAUGUUGGACGCGGCACACGCCGGCGAUCGACCCCCAGACACGGGGAACCGGCACCAACACCCCGAUUCCGCUCCCGCUCCACUUCCGCCGCCUCAGCCUGAGAAAGGCAUGCCCAGCUCGAUGCCCAUGGCUUGGGCCAGCAGACCUCAGCCCGGCCUACGGCUGAACCCGGCUUUGGAGGAGACUCCGAGGCAGAUGCGCCGAGACAUCUGGGGGGGGAUCCCUCGCGGCAUGAACCUGGUCCUCAGUCCCGAAGAGCAACGGCAUCUCCUUGAGAUUGCGCUCAACUCGGGCCAGAUGCCAGCCAGUUUUAUUCCCCCCAACGGCUUCGGCAUCGGAUUUGGCGCCGGCUUGGGGCAAGCCAUGGUCCCCGGGCCUUCCUCUCAACCCGACGAAAGCCAAGAGCCGGCUGCGCUGAAAGACCUACCGAGGCGUCCCGCAGCACCCAGGUGUGGAUCGUCAAAGAAGCCAUCCGGGCACGCGGCGACGGACACGAGUAAGCCUCGGUCGGCCGACAGAAUCGCCCACAACGACGUCGAGCGAAAGUAUCGGACCAACCUGAAAGUCAAGAUUGCCGAGCUUCGAGACGCCGUGCCCGCGUUGCAGUCGCCGGUGCCGGGAACAGAGGCAGCCGAAGGUCCCGGGCAACAGGGCGGCCCAAAAGUGAGCAAGGGCACCGUCUUGACAAAGGCGACCGAGUACAUUCAGCAGUUGGAGCAGCGGAACAAGGCCAUUAUGCUAGAGCACCAGCAGCUGGCGCGCCGGCUUCAGGCAUUCGAGACGCUUUUCAACAGCGCCAGCAGGCAGCCAGAUCUAAUGCCCAACCCCAGCAUGACGCUCUUCGAUCCGAGGGGCUUCUGCUAG